Messenger RNA from Aphidius gifuensis, 1288 nucleotides. RefSeq names its product syntaxin-17 (gene Syx17). Gene Ontology annotation, cellular component: SNARE complex; plasma membrane; endomembrane system. Gene Ontology annotation, molecular function: SNAP receptor activity; SNARE binding. Gene Ontology annotation, biological process: intracellular protein transport; vesicle fusion; exocytosis. The record is from RefSeq and is a predicted model, not a curated record. The coding region runs from base 302 to 1204 and encodes 300 amino acids. NCBI's taxonomy places the organism in Eukaryota, Metazoa, Arthropoda, Insecta, Hymenoptera, Braconidae. The transcript is spliced from 5 exons.
GUAAAAAGUUAAUAAAUUUUUUAAUAGUAUUUAAUAAACUGUAAUAAAUUUUUCACAGCUGAUUUUGUAUUUCAGAAUAUUAAGUCAUGAACUUUAAUAUCAAGUUCAUUAUUUAUUGAUAAAUUAACCAACCAAGUUUUUGUUUACAUUUAGAUAAAAUUUAUUUAUAAUAAAAAAGCCCCCAAACAAAGAAAAAGUGUGUGUAUUAUUAAAUAAAAAAAAAGGGGGAAAUUGUAAAAUACAAUUGAUUAAAAUCUAAAAAUAAUUGUUUUAUUAAAAUUAAAAAGAUAAACAAAUUACAAUGUCGAUGGAAAGCCUCUCGAUGAAACAACCUAUUAAGAGACUAGAAAUACCAAUAAGUAAAUUUAAUGAUGUUGCUAUACCACAUCAUCUUGAUCUUCUCAGAAGACACAAAAAUAACAUAAAGAAGUUUCAGGCAGCAAGAGACUGGGACAAGGUCCAACGUGAACAAAUAAAUGCAUCUAGACUUGUCAAACAAUUGGAGCAAUUACUGCAUGAAAUGGACACAUUGAGAGGUCAAGUUGAGCACUCUGAUAUUGAAAAAUUUGACCAAUUGACAAUAAAAUCAAGAAACAGUACAAUCAGUGCAAUCAAAGAGUAUUUAGAAAUUCAAUUUGAUCCACCAAAAAAAAUUGUUAAACCGACAAUUGAAGAUGAGGAAGAGCUUGAUCCUAUAGAUCAACGUUUUUUACAAUUGCAGGAUCAAGAUGAAGAUGUUAAAAGACAAGAGGCAUGUCUUCAUGCCUGGGAAUCACUACAAAAUGAUCUCCAACAAUUACAUCAACUCUUUAUUGAUUUUAACAAAAUAAUAUACGAACAAAAGGAACAUGUUGAUCGUGUUGAAAAUUCAGUUGAAGGAGCUCAAUUAAAUGUUCAAGAAGGAAAUAAAAGUCUUGAACAAGCAUCGAGAUAUAAAGUUGCAGCAUAUCCACUUGCUGCUGCUUUUAUUGGUAGCUGUCUUGGUGGACCAGUUGGUUUGUUAGCUGGUAUCAAACUCGGUGGAUUAACUGCCAUUGCUUGUGGUCUUUUAGGAUACACUGGUGGUACAUUAGUUAAAAAUAAACAACUUCAAAUAGUUAAUCAAAAAAGUGACCUUGAAAUAUCUAUGACAACUACAUCAAGUCCUAAUUCACGAAAUUUAAAUUCACAAAAUAGUACUAAUGAAUUGAAAAAAGAUAUUUGACAAUUUAAUAAUAGUAAUACAAAAAACGAUAAACAAUUUUGUCAAGUUGUAUAAAUAAAAUUUUGCAUAUUUUUCUAAAAUUAA